Molecule: messenger RNA, 865 nt
Organism: Helianthus annuus (common sunflower)
Lineage: Eukaryota; Viridiplantae; Streptophyta; Magnoliopsida; Asterales; Asteraceae
Product: putative F-box protein At1g32020
Exons: 1
Coding region: 1-792 (263 amino acids)
Molecular function (GO): protein binding
Source: RefSeq, a predicted model, not a curated record
AUGGAUUCUAGGUGUGGUAAAAUGAGAAUGAAUGUAGAAGGUGAUAGACUAAGCAACUUGCCAGAUGAGCUUAUCCAUAAAAUUCUCUCUUUUCGCCCCAUUAGAGAUGCUAUUGGUACCAGUGUUUUGUCAUCUAGAUGGAGGUUUAUUUGGACUUCAAUGCCCUAUCUCAAUUUGUCAAGUGAGGAUUUCUAUACAUUGCCAAAGUUUUCCAAAUUUGUUACCCAUGUUUUGUCUCGCCGUAACAAUUUAACAGAAGUGUAUUCAUUGAAGCUCACUUUUCGUGGAAAGGCGAGCCAGGUGUUUGUCAAGAGAAUUCUUAAUUAUGCAUUCUCUCACAAUGUCCAACAACUAAAUAUGGUAUGGAUGGAUGUGAAUAGUAAUAUGACGUUUCCUCUGUCUCUCUUUAGUUCUAAGUCUCUCAAUAGUUUGACAAUGCAAAUUGUCAAACGAAAUCAUUUAAUGGAAACAUGUUUGACGUCAAUUUCGGAGCUCCCAACAUUAACAACAUUGGAUCUUCAUUCUGUCACUUUGUGUGAUGACGAAGAUGACAAAUGCAGUGGUAUUUUCUCAAAAUGUGCAAACUUGAAGAAUCUCACAUUAAGGGAUUUUGCAACGGAAUCGGAUGGUUUGAGUAUCUUUCAUCCUCGUUUCGCUAAUCUCACACUUGAAAAUGACAACUUUGUGAAGGUGGUUAAUGUGAUUGCACCUCAACUUGAGAAUCUCACUAUCAGAUAUUGUCGUGCGGAGCAUGUGAUUUCUUCACCUCACCUUGCCUCAUUUCUCUAUUAAGGUUUUUAUCCUUUGAAUCUAUCUACUGAUGGUUUCCAUUCUUUGGAGAAGGCGGAUGUAUGUAUUUCUGGUU